This is a messenger RNA of Neohortaea acidophila, 4273 nucleotides long. Its product is annotated as condensin complex component SMC1. The transcript has 2 exons. The record is from RefSeq and is a predicted model, not a curated record. Gene Ontology annotation, molecular function: ATP hydrolysis activity; DNA binding; protein binding. Lineage: Eukaryota; Fungi; Ascomycota; Dothideomycetes; Mycosphaerellales; Teratosphaeriaceae. Gene Ontology annotation, biological process: sister chromatid cohesion. The coding region runs from base 260 to 4087 and encodes 1275 amino acids. Gene Ontology annotation, cellular component: nucleus; cohesin complex; chromosome.
CAUUGGAGACGUCAUAAGAUCCUACUUUAGGGUUGUACAACCCUAACAGCUUCGCCAAACGCCAGGACGCGCUCUCACGCGUCGACCCCCGCCUAACCGUGUUCGGCCAUCGACCUCUGCGCGCAUUCACAUUCCACAAAUCCACAACACAACGCCCUUUGCGGUCGCACGAUGCCGCUGGCAAACCACUGACUACCUCACCUAUCCUCUCUCACCCCUUCCUCCAGCACCCUUUGCCCGCUGGGCGCCCCAUCUCACCAUGGGCAAACUUCUCGCCCUCGAAGUCAACAACUUCAAAUCCUACAAGGGCCAUCAUGUCCUCCACUUCGGCGACAGUUACUUCACCUCCAUCAUCGGCCCUAAUGGCUCGGGCAAGUCCAACUCGAUGGACGCCAUCUCCUUCGUCCUCGGCAUCAAAUCCGCUCAUUUGCGCUCCACACACCUGAAGGACCUCAUCUAUCGCGGUCGCGUGUUGAAGCAUUCCAAAAUCAAUGCCGACGGCACGGCGACGGAUGCCGGGAUCGUCAAUGGUGAUGGACAGACAAACGGCGACGCGGAAGCCGGCGCGUCCGACGGAGAGAUGGAAGUGGAGACCGAGCCGGGCGCGCAGCGCAAUGACCCUCAGACCGCGUGGGUUAUGGCCAUCUACGAGGAUGACGCUGGCGAGGAGCAACGCUGGAAACGCAGCAUUUCCUCCUCCGGUGCGAGUGAAUAUCGUAUCAACAACCGCGUCGUCUCCGCCAAGCAGUACAACGAAGCCCUCGAGGCCGAGAACAUCCUCAUUCGCGCGCGCAACUUCCUCGUCUUCCAGGGUGAUAUCGAGAGCAUCGCCCAGCAGAACCCCACCGACAUCACACGCCUGAUAGAGCAAAUCAGUGGCUCGCUGGAAUACAAAGCGGAGUAUGACCGUCUGAAGGCGGAGAAAGAGAGCGCGGACAAGGAGCAGCAGCAUCGUCUUCAGCAGCGGAGAGGGAUCAACGGCGAGAUCCGUAACUUCCAAACGCAGAAGGAAGAGCUCGAGAAGUACGAGCGGACGCGUGACGAGAAAGAUGAAGCCAUUGUGACGCACGUGUUGUGGAAGCUCUUCCACUUCCAGCGUACAAUUGAAGACAGCACUGCGGAAAUCCAAAAGCAUCAAGAGGAGCUGAAGGAAUUCCGACGCAACGUCAAGAAGUUUGAAGACAAGUUGGAUGAGGCCAAGAGAGAAAACGCGAAGGUCGGCAGGGAUGUGAGCAAGAUUGAGCGCGAAAUCAAGCGGAAGGAGAAGGCAUCAGAGGAAAAGGAGAACUCAUUGCUCCCCGUCGAUGAGAAGCUUGCCAUUUCGAACAAGAAUCUCGCCACCUACCAGAAGCAGAUUGCGGAGCGGACUGCAGAGAAGGAUUCUCAGCAAGCGACGGCCAAGAAGCUCCAGAAGGACCUCGAUACCGUACAGAAGGCGCAGCAGAGAUGGGACGACGACUGGCGCGCUCAACAACAGCAGGCUGGACGUGAGCUGAGUGAAGCCGACCUGCAGGAGUACCAGCGCCUACGCGGUGAGGUGUACAAGCGGUCCGGAAACGACCAGAACAAGGUCGACAACAUCACUCGACAGCUGAAGACCGACGAGGAGACGGUCAACAGCCUAAAGUCCAAGCUCGAUAGCACACAAUCACAAGUUUCAGCGCUAGAGACAGAAACCGCAGGACUCUCAGAACGACGCGAGGAUCUUCGUCGUACUGCAAGCUCGACACAGAAAGAGAUUGACACGAAGAAGACGGCAAUCAACAAGCUCACCUCUGAGCGUACUCGCCACCGCCAGAAACACACCGAGGCCGAUGAGAAACUCCGCCAGGUGCUGCUGAAACUCGAUGAGGCUACCACGUUCCAACGUGAGUCCCACAAGGAAGCGGCCCAGCGCGAAAUGGUGGCGCAGAUGAAGCGCAUCUUCCCCGGCGUCAAGGGCAUGGUGCAUCAGCUAUGCAAGCCGAAGCAGAAGAAGUACGAGACCGCCGUGGCCACCGCGCUCGGCCGACACUGGGAUUCGGUGAUUGUCGACUCGGAGAAGACGGCAAAGGAGUGCAUGCAGUAUCUCAAGGAGCAGCGAGCCGGGCUGAUGACCUUCCUCCCGCUGGACACCAUCAUCCACUCUACUGGCCACACGGCCAAUCUUAGGGGGAUGAUGCAGCAGGGAAUGCGACUUGCCAUCGAUACCAUCGACUAUGACACUAGCUACGAAAGAGCGAUGAGCUGUGCCUGCGGCAAUGCUAUUGUGACGGACACGCUGAAGCUUGCACGUUACUUGUGCUACGACAAAAAAGUGGACGCCAAGGCUGUUGUGCUCGACGGUACUAUCAUUCACAAAGGAGGCAACAUGACUGGUGGAGAAGGAGUCGGAGAAAAGAAGCGUCGGUUCGAGGAGACGGAAGUCGAGAACCUCCGCCUCCUGGCCAAUAAGUUCCGAGCAGAGAUCGAAGCGCUUCCUCGAGGUCACGAGAGCGUGACGGAAGAGGAGAGAUUGUCGAGUGAGCUCAACGGUCUGGAGGCCAAGAUCAAAUUCGUUCAAGACGAAAUCAAGGCCGUCGAGAAGAAUCUGGACAGCAAGAAUCGCGAGCUCGAAUUUGCCAAGGGCCAGUUGAAAGACGUCAGGCCGAAGUAUGAAGAGCACGCUCGAGGCGUGGAGGGCCUGAGGAGCGAGCUGGAGCAGUUCACGGCUACCAUCGAAGAGGUCGAAGAUGAGGUCUUCGCGCCGUUCUGUCAACGAUUGGGGUACAGCGACAUUCGUGACUAUGAACAGCAACAGGGCUCGCGACAAGAAGAAGCAAAUCAGAAGAAGGUCGAAUUCACACGGCAGAUCUCACGCUUGCAAAAUUCGCUCGCAUUCGAGACGCAGCGGGUGAAGAGCACGAACGAGCGUAUCGCAAAGAUCGAGGCACAAAUGGAGCGCGACCGUCAGAACAUCGAGCAGCUGGAGGCGGAGAGGGAAGAGCUCAGCGGCGAGCUUGACGAGCUUAAUGCCGAGAUCGAACAACUUAACUCACAGCUGGAGGAAAUCCGCACCCAGCACGAGGAAAGCGGACGGAAGGUCACGGAGGCGAGAAGCGAGGUACAGAAAAAGAGCAAGUCUGUCGAAAAGACUCUCAAAGCCGUUGCGGAGCUCGAAGCCACCGUGCAGACGGCCAACUCGAACCGAUACGCGGCGCUGCGCCAGUGCAAGGUUGAGAAUAUCAACGUGCCGCUGGAGGCUGACAGUGGCAGCAUCGACAAGCUUCCGGUUGAAGAUGCCAUUCUGGAGGAGGGCGGAGACGCAAUGGACGUCGACGGCGAGGAGGGCACGAUCCGAACUCCGCAGUUCAAUUCCUAUGGCAUCAAUAUUGACUUCAGCGACUUCGACGACGACCUGAAAGAAGACUCGAGCUCUGAUUGCGAAGGCCAAUUGCUCGAGACCAUUGCCAACCUCACAUCAGACUUGGAGAAGAUGGCACCCAACAUGCGCAGCGCAGAGCGUCUCGAAGCGACGUCCGAACGCCUCAAAGCAACCGAGCGGGAAUUCAACGACUCUCGCAAGGCAGCCAAGCUGGCCACGACAGCCUUUGAGAACGUAAAGGAGAAGCGCAGCGAGAUUUUCAAGCGCGCCUUCGACCACAUCUCCGAGCACAUUGCCGAAGUCUACCGCGAACUCACCAAAACCAAGUCCUUCCCUACCGGCGGCGCCGCCUCGCUUAGUGUGGAGGAAGAGGACGAGCCGUACAACGCCGGCAUCCGCUACCACGCCAUGCCGCCGCUCAAGCGCUUCCGCGACAUGGAGCACCUUUCCGGCGGCGAGAAGACGAUGGCGGCGCUGGCGCUCCUCUUCGCCGUGCACACUUACGCCCCGAGUCCGUUCUUCGUGCUGGACGAGGUGGACGCCGCGCUGGACAAUGCGAAUACGGCGCAGCUGGCGCAGUAUGUGCGCGAGCACGCCGGGCCGGGCAUGCAGUUUGUGGUGAUUAGCUUGAAGACGGGCUUGUUUCAGGAGUCGGAGACGCUGGUGGGCGUUAUGCGGGAUCAGGGGGUGAAUAGUUCACGGGUGUUGACGUUGGAUUUGAGGAAGUAUCAGGCUGUUGCUUAGGAUGGCUGGCCGCCGUGACGAGGCUAGGCGUUCAGGAGAGGCUUACAGACGAGAUGUCCCCAUGUGUUUACAGUUUGUGCUCGGCCUAUUGCCUUUUAUCAUGUCGUACGCCAGCGAAGUACAGUAGACAUGCUGUUGCUGCGCAUUUCCAACCACAAAUCACGUGCCAGAUCACGUGUCCCACAU